This is a messenger RNA of Monoraphidium neglectum, 834 nucleotides long. RefSeq lists its product as hypothetical. Lineage: Eukaryota; Viridiplantae; Chlorophyta; Chlorophyceae; Sphaeropleales; Selenastraceae. Gene Ontology annotation, molecular function: pyridoxal phosphate binding. The coding region runs from base 1 to 834 and encodes 277 amino acids. Gene Ontology annotation, biological process: biosynthetic process. The record is from RefSeq and is a predicted model, not a curated record. The transcript is spliced from 4 exons.
AUGGAUACGGCCUCAGCACAUGCAUCCGCCGCUUCCGCCGCGGACGCCGGCGCCGCUGCCGACGCCGCAGCUGCUGCCGACGCCGCAGCUCUGCCGCGGCAGCCGUCCUUCUCGCGGCGCGUGCGCGCCACCGAUCCGCCUGUGAUAGCAAAAACCAAGGCCAUCAUAGCCGCGUCCGGCCGCGCCGCCGACGUCACCUCAUUAGCCCAGGGCGUCGUCUUCUGGGGCCCCCCCCGCGCCGCCCUCCGCGCCGCCGCCGCCGCGACCGCCGCCGCGCUCUCCGACGCCUCCGGCGCCGCCGCAGCCGCCCUCAACAGCUACGGCCCGACCCCAGGGCUUCCGGCGCUUCGUGAUGCGCUCAAGCGGGAGCUGGCGGGGCGGGGGUUGACCGGUUACGCGCCUGUGGUGACGCCGGGCGCCAACUGCGCGUUCACGGUGGCGCUGCUGGCCAUCUGCGACGAGGGCGAUUCGGUGGCGCUUUUCCGCCCCGUCUAUUUCAACCACCGAAUGUCGGUCCAAAUGACGGGCGGCGGGCGGCACAUCGUCACCGGGCCGCUGCGCACUGACCUGCGGCCCGACCUGGACUGGCUCGAGGAGGCGCUCGGACUGGGGCAGUCCAGGGGGCGGCAACCAAAGGAGGACGGCGGCAGCGGCGGCGGCGAACGCGGCGGCGGGAGGGAGGGAGGAGGGCGAGCGGCGGGGGGGCCGCCAAAAGUGGUUGUGCUGGUCAACCCGGCCAACCCCACAGGCGUGCUGCUGACGAGGGCCGAGCUAGACCGCGCGGCGGCGCUGACGGCGGCGGCGGGCGCGUGGCUCGUAAUCGACAACACGUGA